Carya illinoinensis is the source of this 1585-nucleotide messenger RNA. RefSeq names its product beta-amyrin 11-oxidase-like. Gene Ontology annotation, cellular component: endoplasmic reticulum. Gene Ontology annotation, biological process: brassinosteroid homeostasis; multicellular organism development; brassinosteroid biosynthetic process. Gene Ontology annotation, molecular function: iron ion binding; ent-kaurenoic acid monooxygenase activity; heme binding. The record is from RefSeq and is a predicted model, not a curated record. The coding region runs from base 17 to 1495 and encodes 492 amino acids. The transcript has 8 exons. Lineage: Eukaryota; Viridiplantae; Streptophyta; Magnoliopsida; Fagales; Juglandaceae.
AGAGAUAAGGAAGUUGAUGAAGAUGGAGUUGGAUGUGUUGCGGACGAUUGCUGGGGCUUUAUUAUUGGGUGGCUGGGUUUUUGUGUUUUGGUUUGUGAAGAGAGUGAACGAGUGGUAUUAUGUUGGGAGGUUGGGAGAAAUGGCAUGCACUCUCCCUCCAGGUGAUUUGGGUUUGCCUUUUAUUGGCAACAUGCUUUCUCUCUUCACAUCCUUAAGAUCUGGUGACCCGAAUUCUUUUAUCCAGAGCCUCGUCUCCAGGUACGGGAAGACUGGUAUAUACAAGACCCACCUUUUUGGGUGUCCAAGCAUCAUCGUUUGCAGGCCAGAAUUAUGUCGGCGUGUCUUGACAAAUGACGAGCUUUUCAAACUUGGUUACCCAAAAUCCACUUAUCUAAUAUCAGGAAGGAAAUCCCUACACAACGUCACGAGCGCAGAACACGCACGUCUGCGCCGGUUGAUCUCAGCUCCCAUUAAUGGCCAUGAGUCACUGUCAAUGUAUAUCCCGCUCAUAGAAGAGGCGGUGGUGAAUUCCUUGGAUGAAUGGGCGAGCAUGCAGCAGCCAUUCCAGCUCUACACAGAAAUGAAGACGGCUACCUUUAAGGUCAUGGCGCACAUUUUCAUGGGCUCUGUUAACAAUUCCACGUUCUGGACAAAGGAAGAUCUGUUUGGUGAUUAUAUGAAGGGAAUCGUUUCUAUGGUUAUUAACUUACCUGGUUUCGCUUUCCACAAAGCACUACAGGCACGGAAGGAGUUGGUAAAGGUCCUUCAAUCAGUGUUGAACGAAAAGAGGGUGAUCAUGACUAAAAGUAAUCAACCCAAGGCAAAGAAAGAUAUGAUAGAUUUGCUUAUGGAAGUUGAAGAUGAGGAUGGUCAAAAAUUGGAGGAUGAGCAUGUCGUAGAUUUGCUUCUCACUUUCUUGGCAGCGGGUUUUAAUGGCUCCGCAAUUACUACAUUGUGGGCAAUGUUGCACCUAACAGAGCACCCUGAAAUUCUAGAAAAAGCCAAGCAAGAGCAAGACGAGAUUAUAAAGAGAAGACCAGCCACCCAAAAAGGAUUGAACCUUAAGGAAAUUAAACAAAUGAACUAUCUUGCUAAGGUAGUCGAUGAGAUGUUGCGCAUGACAAAUAUCUUGUCCAUAUUUCGAGAGGCCAAAGUCGAUGUUCCAAUGCAUGGCUACAACAUACCAAAAGGAUGGAAAGUUUUGGUCUGGACUGGAGCUGUUCAUAUGGAUUCUGAAACUUAUGAAAACCCAAAAGAUUUUAAUCCAUUGAGAUGGGAUAAUAUAAAAACGAAAGCAGGGGCUUUCAUUCCCUUUGGAGCAGGAAGCAAGCUUUGCCCAGGAAGUUCUCUGGCCAAGCUUGUCAUGACCAUUUUCCUUCAUUAUUUUGUCCUUAACUACGAGCUGAAGCGACUUAAUCCAGAUGCCCCAAUCCGCUAUACACACGGACCCGUGCAUGAAGACAAAUGCCUCGUCGAACUUUACAAGAUCUCAUAGUAACCCUGAAUAUAUGUAAUGCAUUGCUUUGCAACAUCUAUUAGUGCUGAAAACACUUGAUUCAAUCAUACAUUUCCUUGCAUUUGUGCA